Nycticebus coucang (slow loris) is the source of this 2168-nucleotide messenger RNA. RefSeq names its product SHC binding and spindle associated 1 like (gene SHCBP1L). The coding region runs from base 96 to 2060 and encodes 654 amino acids. Gene Ontology annotation, biological process: spermatogenesis; male meiosis cytokinesis. Gene Ontology annotation, cellular component: meiotic spindle. The record is from RefSeq and is a predicted model, not a curated record. The transcript is spliced from 10 exons. NCBI's taxonomy places the organism in Eukaryota, Metazoa, Chordata, Mammalia, Primates, Lorisidae.
CGGGGCCCCCUCGAGCCGCCGCGCUCGUUGCGGGCGCUGCACGCGCAGCGCGGGAAAAGUGGGUAACGGCUGCGGCUGCUGUCAGGGCCGCGGAGAUGGCGUCGGGGGCCAGGGCUAGCGCAGCUGAUGACUCUGUCCGAGCCGUCAGCCCCGGCAGGGCAGGCGACAAGGUGGUCUCCGCGUCCCCCGGGGACACGGCGGCGACCGCCACCCUGAGAAGCACCGCGUCCGGGGUGCGCUCGGUGGUGGCCUCCCCUCGCCCAGUGAAGGGGAAGGCGGCCCGGGAGGCGACCCGGCGGCGGCUGCAGCUCCAGCCGGUGUCCCAGGCCGAGGGGCCGGGGGAGGCGGCCGAGCAGGAGGAGGAGGAGCCGCUCCUGUCUGUGCCCGAGGAGGAGGAGGACGAGGCGCAGCCCCUGCCCCCGGUCUGCGUGUCCCCCAUGAGGGGCAUGUGGCGGGAUGAGAAGGUGGCGCUGUAUUGCGACGCGGUGCUGCAGGGCUGUAAGGCAGAAGAUGCUGAUGAGGCCAUGAGUAAAUACCUAUCAGAAAAACUAAAGUUGAAAGACAAAUGGUUUGGAGUCUGGAAGACUAAUCCUGAGUUAUUCUUUGUGAAAUAUGAAGAAGCUUCUAUACCUUUUGUUGGUAUACUGGUUGAGGUAACUUGUAAGCCAAGCCAAAACUCAUCAUCUUGUUUCAAAGUCACUGUUUCUGUUGCUGAUCCCUUUUCUUCCAACAUUGCGAAUAUUCCAAGGGAUUUGGUUAAUGAGAUAUUGGAGGAACUGGAGCACAGUGUGCCUCUCUUGGAAGUGUAUCCUGUGGAGGGACAAGAUGCUGAUAUACGUGAUAUUGCUCUGGCCUUGGAGGUUGUAAGGUUUUUUUAUGACUUUCUUUGGAGAGAUUGGGAUGAUGAAGAAAGUUGUGAGAAUUAUACUGCACUUAUUGAAGAAAGAAUUAAUUUGUGGUGUGAUAUACAGGACGGAACAAUACCUGGUCCUAUUGCACAACGUUUUAAAAAAACUUUGGAGAAAUAUAAAAACAAGCGUGUUGAGCUCAUUGAGUAUCAGAGCAAUAUUAAAGAAGAUCCAUCUGCAGCAGAGGCCGUUGAAUGCUGGAAAAAAUACUAUGAGAUAGUAAUGCUCUGUGGAUUAUUGAAAAUGUGGGAAGAUUUACGCCUCCGAGUUCAUGGACCUUUCUUUCCAAGAAUUCUGAGGCGUAGGAAAGGAAAAAGAGACUUUGGGAAGACUAUAACACAUAUUGUAGCAAAAGUGAUGACUACUGAAAUGGUAAAGGAUUUAUCUUCAGACACACUUCUGCAGCAGCAUGAUGAUUUGGAUUUGGCUUUGGAUAGUUGUUAUAGUGGAGAUACAGUAGUUAUUUUUCCAGGAGAAUAUCAAGCUGCAAAUCUUGCUUUAUUGACCGAUGACAUCGUUAUAAAGGGAGUUGGGAAGAGAGAGGAAAUUUUGAUUACUUCUGAACCUUCUCAUGACAGUUUUGUGGUAUCCAAAGCUGACAAUGUGAAACUAAUGCACCUAUCUUUGAUACAACAAGGGACGGUUGAUGGUAUCGUGGUGGUGGAAUCUGGCCACAUGACUCUAGAAAACUGUAUUUUAAAAUGUGAAGGAACAGGAGUGUGUGUUCUUACAGGGGCUGCUUUGACAAUUACAGACAGUGAAAUAACUGGUGCCCAGGGUGCUGGUGUUGAACUGUAUCCUGGGAGCAUAGCCAUUUUGGAAAGAAAUGAAAUUCAUCACUGUAAUAACCUCAGAACUAGUGACAGUUCAAAAAGCACCUUAGGUGGAGUUAAUAUGAAGGUUCUUCCAGCACCCAAAUUGAAGAUGACUAAUAAUCAUAUUUACAGCAACAAUGGCUAUGGAGUAAGCAUUCUCCAACCAACUGAACAGUAUUUUAUUGUAGCAGAAGACGCUUUGAACAAAGGAGCUGCUUCAGGAGAUAAAAAAGAUGAUACAAUGCUCUCCAAAGUAAUGCAAAAUCUGAAUCUGGAAAUGAAUAAUAAUAAGAUAGAAGCAAAUUUAAAGGGGGAUAUUAGAAUAGUCACGAGUUAAAGCAUUUGGAUUAAUGUUAAAGUUUUGUGUUUCAGAAAUUUAAUAGUUCUCAUGGGCCACUAAAAUGGUAGUUUAAAUUGAAAGCUUAAUUAAAAAAUAUUUAAACAU